Molecule: messenger RNA, 1506 nt
Organism: Acanthochromis polyacanthus (spiny chromis)
Lineage: Eukaryota; Metazoa; Chordata; Actinopteri; Pomacentridae
Gene: gfral
Product: GDNF family receptor alpha like
Exons: 9
Coding region: 151-1335 (394 amino acids)
Biological process (GO): nervous system development
Cellular component (GO): external side of plasma membrane; signaling receptor complex
Molecular function (GO): signaling receptor activity
Source: RefSeq, a predicted model, not a curated record
AUUACACUGUCCAGGGUACAGCCUCCAGUAAAUGUGUUACAUCCUGUUGACUGUGGGUGGUGUAUCCCAGCUAAGUACUGACACCAAUAAGAGGGCAGAUCAGGUGCAGUAGAGCUUCACUUGUCCUCUCACAUCUUUACAACAGCCACCAUGCAGCUGAUCCAGCUGGAAGCUGCCUUCUUGUUUGCGAUUGUGAUUCCUCAGAUAACCAGUAACAGCAUCACAUCUCCAGUUUCUGACUGUUUGGCUGCUGAGAAUACCUGCAUGUCAGACUUAUGCGAAAGCGAACAGGCAUUUUACGGAAGCAUCUGCGAAGAUGAAGGGUGCCAAAUAAAAGGCUCUGAGGUCUGUAACAUGACCAUCCAGACCAUACUGGACCAAUUUCCUUCUCUGCGAGGGUGUGUGUGCGCCUGGGAGGAGGAUCUUUGUGAUUCUAUACAAGUGUUGGCCUCACAAUGCCACAGAAAGCCAGCAGUUCAGCAGAAGAGAAACACAAUGAUAGACUGGCAGUCAAGCGGUUUGUUAGGUUAUGUAUAUGAUGGUGCUGGAUCCUGCUUGGACCGAAUUAGAGUUUGUGUCAGCGAUGCAGUUUGCAACAGACACCUGGCACCGGUUCUUCAGGCAUGUAUGGCGGAGCAGUGCGACAGUGAACGCUGUCAGCGAGCAACUCAGCAGUUCUAUGGCAACAUGCCGCAAAAUGUUGCAGAGAUGCUGGUCAUGUGUGAGUGUGAGGCUUCAGAUCAGAGCUGCCUGCAGAUGACAAUGGGUCUGCACAGUGGUGCAUGUGGAGACGAGACCCGGAUCUGCCAGGAAACACUCUACCAGUGUGUUAAGGACAGAGACUGCAGAGAUCUGUUAAGCACUUUCCAGUCCAAGUGUUGGAGCUCUGAAGGUGCACAAUGCAGCGACAGUGACCUCCGAAGAGAUGAAUGUUUCAGCCAGAUGGAUCCAGCUGUCAUGCUCGGCACGGAUUCUGAAUGCAAAAUGACCUUCUUGGCUACAUUGGGCACAGCACUUCACUAUCCUUGUACAUGCAAAGGAGUUUACAAUGACAAGCUGCUGAUGUGCAAUGCGAUUCAUGAUGUCCUUCAUAACAGAUCACGUUUCAUUACAUCUUGGAAAAGCAGUAGGAGCCCCUUUAAACCUCCUGAAAGUAAUGCUUCUGAACAGAGAGGAUCACAUGAUUAUCUGCUGUAUGUUUUCGCAAUAGUGCUACUUGUCGGAGUUAUUGUAAUAAUGCCUCUGGCGGUUGUGAGUAAAAUAUGGAUGCUGAGACGGAGAGAUAAAGCUAAAUUUCACCAUCCCGAGAAAAGCAGUUGUGUUGUUAUUUUCUGAUGUGUGUUCCUCUUGACAUGCCACAGCAUAAAAAUAAUGAACAAAUUUUUAGGUGACGGCAGAGGUGAAGUGGUUUUCUGUUGCAUGCAUUGCUGUUGUUGUUUUUUUUGUUUAUCUCAGUGUUGAUAAUGAUGUAUAGUUUGCGAAAGAUUAAAGUAAAGAUGCUUUUAA